Molecule: messenger RNA, 741 nt
Organism: Antrostomus carolinensis (chuck-will's-widow)
Lineage: Eukaryota; Metazoa; Chordata; Aves; Caprimulgiformes; Caprimulgidae
Product: transcription factor EC-like
Exons: 4
Biological process (GO): regulation of transcription by RNA polymerase II
Cellular component (GO): nucleus
Molecular function (GO): RNA polymerase II cis-regulatory region sequence-specific DNA binding; DNA-binding transcription factor activity, RNA polymerase II-specific
Source: RefSeq, a predicted model, not a curated record
AUGCUGCAGACACUGACUGGACUACAGUUUCAGCUCAGAGGAAAGCUACAGGAUCAAGAGUGGACAGACAAGCACCCUCAAGAAGCCCAGGCACAUUAUUCACAGUGUCAUAUGCCAGUUUCACAGUAUCCUGGGUUCAAUGGAUUUUUUCCGGUGGGAACACACUUUUCAUCAGACAAAGCUCCAGCAUUCUCAGAGGUACAAACACACUUGGAAAAUCAGUCUAGAUACCACAUACAGCAAAGCCAGAGGCACCAGGUGAAGCAGUACCUGACCCUCGAUACCAAGCUGUCCAGCCAGACCCUCUCCCUGUCCCACUCCCACACAAUCCAGCCUGCAGGAGUGACCUCCAUUUUAAGGAACGGACACAUGCCUCCCAUCAGCGAUACUACCACACCAGAAAGUCCCGUUACCAAGCUGCUGGCCCUUGGAGGAGAACACGAAAAUGUGAUGGAAGAGGUGAUUGAAGACAUAAUCAAUAUGGAAUCAAGUUUUAAUGAUGAAGGGAUAGGUUGUUCUGAAACUCCUCUACUGAUGCAAAGAACGGUAAGUACAGCUGUUUUAAGUGUCAUGAAUAGCAUUUGGGGUUCUAGCCCAGCAUCAGGUCUGGUGCAUAACGCAUUGGAGGUACUAAUUCCCAUACAGGGCUAUGGAUAUGAGGAGUUUCUAGACCCUAAAAGGCCUUUUAAAGUCUUGCUUAAAGAUCCUUCUACCUCAUCUAAAAAGUUAAAGCUUCUCCAA